Messenger RNA from Aspergillus japonicus CBS 114.51, 2055 nucleotides. RefSeq lists its product as uncharacterized. The annotation marks the transcript as partial. The transcript is spliced from 14 exons. The record is from RefSeq and is a predicted model, not a curated record. NCBI's taxonomy places the organism in Eukaryota, Fungi, Ascomycota, Eurotiomycetes, Eurotiales, Aspergillaceae.
GAUAAAGGCACACCCGAGAUCCUUCAUGUCUACUCGUUUGACGGAGAUACCAGAGUCGUGAAGGAGAAAGCCUGCAUUCCAUUUACCAACCCAGACAACGGAGGGUUGAAGCUUUCGGACAUUCGUCAAUUACUGAUCAGCGAAAAGGCUUCGGAACCGAGACUGCUCUCGAGUCCAUUCACCAAUCAACGCGGCGCAAAGGUGGCAGACACCACCAGCUUUAAGGCCUAUCUACAGAUUCUCAAUGAGAAGUCGAGCGAGCUUGGGGACCGGACUGAAGACAAUGCCGACACCUACCGAGUGUAUCUUAAUUCCAAGAAAAUCAUCGAAACUGGCCAUAUCCAUGGCCUGCGCAACCAAGGAGAGAAGGUGGCGGUGGAUAAGAGUGCCGCCGAUUUCCCGGUCACUCGACAGUCCACCAAGCCCCACGAAGCAACUACCUUCAGUCACAAUAUCUUCUACAAUCCGGCCACGACUUUCAGUAUUGUUCAUCCAGCUGAUAUGUCUGAGAAGCAUUGGAGCGUGAUGUUGAUGGAAACAAGUUUGUCGAACGCGCACUAUAUCCCAGUGAGCUUUGUGUUGAAACCACGCUACUUUUUCAACUAUCAGAUCAGUGCGACGGCAGAGCAAUUACUCCGGAUCCCACGCUUCCGCAUUGACGACGACUCUUAUAUCAGACAGUUCGAAACGAAGAAAUCGGUAUCCCGCGCAAUGACUGAAGCGUCCUUAUCUGAGACUGAUGCCAAGUUGGCUAUUGAAGGCGGCGCCUUUGGUUACAGCGCCAGCGCGUCGGCAAGCUACAGUGAGAGCAAAUCAUCAUCGUCAACCUCCAGUAGCACUCAAGAGAGUCGCGUGAUGACUAUCACCUACAAUUUCCCUCGAGUCGUCAUUGACUUCGAGCCCUCUGGCCUUGACCUGAGCGAGGAAUGCAAAUUUGACCUGGAGCGAGUCAAUACAGCUGCAGCCGUGGAUGUCUUCAAGAACAAAUACGGUCGCUUUUUUACCACCAGGGUUCAACUGGGCGGCCGUCUCCACAAUUCGGAACAGAGUGAAUCCACUGACGCCGCGGCCACGGCAAAACAGGCCAAGUCGAUGAGGGCAGCCGCAGCGCUUUCAUUCUCCUCACCUUGGGUCCAGGCAUCGGCCAGUGCAAGCCAUAGCAACUCGUCCGACUCCAGCUCCGAGAAAAGGGAUGUCUCAGCAUACAGCGCGAUCAAUUGGGAGGCCCAGGGCGGCGAUACCCUGCAGUGCAACAACCCUCCCAAUUGGGCGUACACUGUUGGCUCGUUCUACAACUGGAGACCCAUUCAACAAUCCAAAAUUAUGCCGCUUGAAGCCGUCAUUUCUAUGGUGCCGGGGUACGAAGAUACUAAGACGAGAUUUGCGGCGCUGCUGGCCACCAAGACGCCCGAAGCCCUGAAGCUAGAGACAAUCAAGUUUCGACUAAAAGCUUCGAGCCAGGCAGUGUUCAUUCCCAGGGCGAAUUAUGACCAUGCUCGCAGUGAGAGAUUCUCCUUAAAGCCCUUCGGUGGCCCAGUUCAGUUGGAGCGAUUGCAGUUCCUGGAUCGAAUUAAGAACGAGGAAUUUGGCAACGUGCCCGUGCAGGUUUGGUACGCCACGGAAGGCUCCAAUCGAGACUUCAGCAUCGUUACCGAGAGCAACGAAGACCAUAAGGUACUUAGUCGCCUAAAAUACAACCACGAAUACAAGAUCCAAAUCACUACCGAUGGCAAGGAGCAAUGGCUAGGCGUGAACCCCACAAUGCCUGGCACGCUAGAUAAGAUCAUGGUCUGGGCUGGUAGUAGCGGCGAGAAUGCGAGCUAUUUCAUGUUCAUGCCUAAGGACCUCGGUAAAGCGGGUGAUUAUAUCGAAGAUGACGAGGAGUUUUAUAUCUAUCUAUACGACAAACAUCAACAGAAGCUCGGAUACGCCAGAUCUCAAUACUUCGAUGGGCCAGUACUAAUUAAUUCAGACGUUCGGCGACAGUUGGGCACUGACCUGGAUUCCGGUCAUAGGAGAUCCGACGCCAGGGUAUUCUCGCUCGAGUACGUUUGA